Messenger RNA from Megalobrama amblycephala (Wuchang bream), 2739 nucleotides. RefSeq lists its product as uncharacterized. Bases 1210 to 2199 code for a protein of 329 amino acids. Lineage: Eukaryota; Metazoa; Chordata; Actinopteri; Cypriniformes; Xenocyprididae. The record is from RefSeq and is a predicted model, not a curated record. Gene Ontology annotation, cellular component: external side of plasma membrane; B cell receptor complex. Gene Ontology annotation, biological process: B cell receptor signaling pathway; B cell differentiation. The transcript has 6 exons.
GGCAAAUAAGUUCCAGGUACGGACAAGUGAAUCAGCACUAUAAAAAUGCAUCAAUGAUGCUAAAAUACAAUUUAUAACAACAACAUAAUCAAAAUAAAGACAUUUACAGUUCAGCUCCUUCAUUUACCAACAUUUCUAUACAAACAUUGAACAAUACAUGAAUGAACACUGAAGAAUAAGCUUCAAGUUCAAUGCCGACUUACCUGUAGCAAAUGUCAUAUAAUAAAAUAGCAGAGAUUUUCUAAAUCAGCUAAACUGAAAUUCUGUCUUUUCUGUUAUUUUUUUAAUUUUAUUUUUAUUUUUUUGUGCAACAGCUGUAUCUUUUUCAGAUGAAACCAGUUUUUGUGUUAAUUGUUGAUUGCCGGGCUAAAAGACAAAACUCAGAUCACUGACACUUCUUAAUACCAAGCUGCCUUUUGGAGAGGAAGUACUUUAGUAGUUCAUCUCCAAUGUUUUUUGUUUGUUUGUUUGUUUAGUUUUAUUUUAUAUUUUUUAUGGUGUGCUAAAUAUUUACAGUUGUACUUGCAUUUUGUACAUACCAUAGCUGAUACAUGUUAUAGACAAACAGACAAAUGGUACAAUUAAGCACCGAAAACUAGAUCAAAUGUUUUUGUCCUUAAACAGGCAGUACUGCUACUGGACUGAACACACGGCUGAACCUUACAGCAACAGUAAACACCUCAUAAACAUUUUAAAUAUUCUCUGCCCUAUGUUGAAUUAAUUAUUUGCACUAUUAUAUUGUUUUUAUAAUAACAAAAUCAUGUAGAAAACUGAUUCAGUGACUUAAAAUGCAAAAUUGCACGUCAUUGACAUUUUGCAUAGAUCACAUUUCCUACUUUGAAAGUUUGAAAUUAAUUGUGUGAAUGUAAAAGCUCUUGUGGCUUGUCAUUCAGUCAUUCUGUAGUGAACUGUUUUAAACUGUUAAUGCACUGGGGUUUUUGUUUUCAGUCUUCAAAUUUCCAGCUUCUAAAUCUUCUAAUAGCAGCUUUCUAAAACAGCUGCUUUUAGAAAAUUUAAAGUUUGGAAAUAUGACAGCUAAAAACUCCCCAUCACAGACAAAAUCUCACUGAAGGCCUCUAAAUGAGCACGAUUAGAUUGUAUUUACUUCCGUGAUAGAUUUAGAGUAACUGAAAAAACAACUCUGCUAGAGUGAAGUGAUGUGGUCUUUGCUCAUAUAGAGUUCAGCUGUCCUGCAGUAAGCAUCUGUAUAUGAUGGGGAGUUUUCAGCCUUCAAAUGUACAACUUCUAUAUCUUCUUAUAGCAGCUUUAUUAGAUUACAACGUGGCGACACAGAGACCCUGCAAGCAGGUCCAUCGGUUGAACAUGAACUAUGUUCAGGGCGACAAUAUGUCUAUUUCUUGCCUAACCACAACCCACCCGCUGGAGUCUCUGACAGUGAAACUACGCAGAACUGACCCGAUUAAAGACAUCCUAAUGUAUUCAGACACCUCUCCAGCAUCAGAGCAUCAGAGAUGGUCUGUGAGAAAUGAUGCUGGAAAUGUUACACUUGAUCUGAAGAACAUCAGUUUUCCUGAUAACGGCCAUUAUGAAUGUCAAGUCUACAAAGAUUUGGACUGCCUUAAUGCAACUCUUUUUAACCUGAGGGUCAGAGAGUGUAAAACUUUGGAUUCUGUUCAUGCGACUCCCGGCUCUUUAGUGUUGCUGCCAUGCUCUGAAUAUCCUCUACAGCACAAUGCUGGACAAGUGACUUGGAAAAUCAUUAUUGGUCACAAACCAACAAAAAUAGAUGAAUACUGCCCUCCAAACAAGCCCUCAAACAGUACAGAGAGAGACAUGAGGCCUCUGUGUGAGAGAGCGAGAAUAAUAGGGAAUGGAUCUCUGCUUAUAAGGGAUGCAGUAAACACUGAUGGAUCAUGGUAUCAGUGCAGAGUGAGUGAAAAAACCUGCUAUGAGGUGAAGCUGGUGAUGAAAGGUGCUCCAACCUCAGCUAACAUUUCUGUUGUUCAGACUGAAGGCAACAGUGCAGCAGUGACAACUGAUCUGACAGCAGUAGUGAUGGUCACAAUAGUGUCUCUGUGUGUCCUCACAGCACUGAUCAUCUGUGGGAUUCUUUAUUUCAGAAAACGAAAGAAGAAUAUCAACAGCCAAACUGAAUUGAACUGCAGGCAUUCCACAUAUUAUUCUGAAAUUCCAGGAAGACUGGAUGUCCCGUUGUAUUCUGUAGUUCAACGUACAUGAAUCAUGACCUCCUGUAGGUUACUACAACACAAUAAUCUUUAAACUGUAAUUAUAUAAUAAAUAGAAUAAUCAUGAAGUUAAAUAAUUCAUUUCUGUCCUGAACUACACAAAACAUGUUGAUAAUUAAGUUGGAAUGAAUCACAUCAAAUUAGUUUGGAUUCAUUGAUGUGAAAUAUGCCAAAUUUUAGAUGAAAUAUGCCAAAUGUAAUACUGUACUGCUUGUCCUCUUCAGUCUGAAUUUAAUGACUAGCAUAAUUUUGUAAAACACAUCACAAGAUAUGUUAUACCUUGCACUGUCAUUUUUGCAUUGCUCAGUUUCACAGAAUUUAUUAUCUCACUUCAUAACAUGGCCAAAAAUAUAAAUGCAGUAUGCAUCUGCAAAUGUGCAUGAUUCAAACAAUACUUUUUUUCCUUUUUCUUUGACCAAAUAAUUUUUUUAACAUUAUCUCACAACAGUUGGUGUGAACUGCGAACAAGCGAAGCUCCUGCAUGCAAACCAGAUGACAAUAUAAUGCUGUGAAAUAAAACAGUUUUUAAUGA